AUGUGGAACAUCUUGCCGUCAGAUUAACGCAUAAGAAACUUCUAGGGCGCGGUUUUUUUGCCAGCUCUCCACUCCCCACAACCCCCACGGGCGACGUUCUCCGCCACUGGCGCCGCCGUCUUUAUCUUCUCUAUUCGUAGUUCUCCGAUUUCAGUUCCAUCCCCUGCAGCUAUGACUAUAGGAGCUUGCGCAGACCUAUCACGCUGCCUUGGAGGAGUAGCAGCGCCACUCACACCCAACUCCAACCGCGCCGCCACUUUUUGCCACGUGCUUCGCACACCCAAUAAUGCCCACACUCGCGCGUCGACCCUGUCAAUAUCAACGCACGACCAAAGCAAAGUGGUGGCGGCUGCAGGUAGCAGCACUCAAGGUCUCACCUACAAGGACGCAGGCGUCGACAUCGAUGCUGGCUCCGAACUCGUUCGAAGAAUCGCAAAGAUGGCACCCGGAAUCGGAGGCUUCGGUGGUUUAUUCCCUCUCGGUGAUUCGUACCUUGUUGCGGGCACGGACGGUGUGGGAACAAAAGUGAUGCUUGCUUUUGAAACUGGGAUUCAUGACACCAUUGGUAUUGAUCUGGUUGCAAUGAGUGUGAAUGACAUUGUUACAUCAGGGGCAAAGCCUCUGUUUUUCCUUGAUUACUUUGCUACUGGCCACCUUGAUGUCGAUGUUGCUGAGCAGGUUAUAAAAGGCAUUGUUGAGGGCUGUAAGCAAUCUGACUGUGCGCUUUUAGGAGGAGAGACUGCAGAAAUGCCUGGUCUAUACAAGGAAGGUGAGUAUGAUCUUAGUGGCUGUGCAGUUGGCAUUGUGAAGAAAGAUUCUGUAAUCAAUGGGAAGAACAUUACUGCUGGUGACGUCCUUAUUGGUCUACCAUCUAGUGGUGUUCAUUCUAAUGGUUUCUCACUUGUAAGAAGAGUGCUUGCUCAAAGUGGUCUUUCAUUGAAAGAUCAACUUCCUGGUGGUAAUGUCACAGUUGCAGAAGCUCUGAUGGCCCCAACUUUUAUUUACGUUAAACAGGUGCUUGACUUGGUUAGCAAGGGAGGGGUGAAAGGAAUUGCCCACAUCACAGGUGGUGGUUUCACGGAUAAUAUACCCCGAAUCUUUCCAGAAGGCCUUGGUGCUACUAUAUACAAAGAUUCAUGGGAUGUGCUUCCAGUGUUUAAGUGGCUUCAGGAGGCUGGGAAGAUAGAAGACUCGGAGAUGAGACGAACUUUUAAUAUGGGCAUAGGGAUGGUCUUGGUAGUUAGUCCAGACACAGCUGAUAGAAUACUUGAGAAUAGAAGUGAUACAAAUAAAAUCUACUGCAUUGGAGAAGUUACAAAUGGCAAUGGAGUGUCCUUCAGUUAAUCUGAUCUUCUUGAUCUUGGUUAAUCUUCUUGUACCUUUCUAAUACUUUCAUGGAAAAUCUCGGUUAUGAUAUUUCUCUACAUAAAUGUUAUGAAACUUCCACCAAUUUUGAGGAUGCCAUUGUAGUUUAGUUGCUAGUGAAAAUAAUUGUUGA
Molecule: messenger RNA, 1498 nt
Organism: Arachis stenosperma
Lineage: Eukaryota; Viridiplantae; Streptophyta; Magnoliopsida; Fabales; Fabaceae
Product: phosphoribosylformylglycinamidine cyclo-ligase, chloroplastic/mitochondrial
Exons: 8
Coding region: 172-1344 (390 amino acids)
Biological process (GO): 'de novo' IMP biosynthetic process; adenine biosynthetic process
Cellular component (GO): cytosol
Molecular function (GO): phosphoribosylamine-glycine ligase activity; phosphoribosylformylglycinamidine cyclo-ligase activity
Source: RefSeq, a predicted model, not a curated record